Messenger RNA from Onychostoma macrolepis, 702 nucleotides. RefSeq names its product S100 calcium binding protein S (gene s100s). The transcript is spliced from 3 exons. Bases 176 to 532 code for a protein of 118 amino acids. The record is from RefSeq and is a predicted model, not a curated record. Gene Ontology annotation, molecular function: calcium ion binding. NCBI's taxonomy places the organism in Eukaryota, Metazoa, Chordata, Actinopteri, Cypriniformes, Cyprinidae.
GGGGUGCCGAAACUGAAGAUGCGGGAGAUGCUCUUGAGAAAGGAGGGGGCCGAGUGAGUGAUAUUUAAACCCCAGAGGUUCUCUCUCUCCUCAUCUGUUCCUCAGCUCUCCGGCUGUCUAUCACUAUCUCCUUCACUUCAUUACAGACAAAGGAAGCUCUCCAAAGGCAUUCAGCAUGUCCAAAGAGCCAAGCUCCAACUUGGAAAGCGCCAUGCAGAUGCUCAUCAAGACCUUUCAUAAGUAUUCCGGGAAGGAAGGAGAUAAAUACACGCUCAGCCGAGGAGAACUAAGGGAACUUCUGACGGAGGAGCUGGGAAAUUAUCUUGGGAACGCUCAAGAUAAAGAUGCGGUGGAGCGAGUGAUGAACGACCUGGAUUCCAAUAAUGACGGCGAGGUGGACUUCACCGAGUUCAUCAUCCUCAUGGGUGCGCUGACUGUGGCCUGCAACGACUUCUUCCUGGACAGCCCGGCGCCCAAAAAUAAGCCCGAGAGCAAGGGUGAUGCAGCCACAACAGAGGAAAAGAAAGAGUAAUGAGCGAAUGCUACCAGAACAGAGAGAAAAAAUGGAGCAAAGUAUUAGUAGGUUGCAUGGUUGAGAACAAGAGAGUGUGUUUCAUCCAUUUCUUUUAUCAGGACCGACAAACCUAGUUCCUGGAGGAGUUUUCUCUGCUUUUAUAAUUCAACCGAAGCUGUUAAUAUACU